AUGCUGGUUUUGGUACUCAUAGCUUUCUGUAUUUUGAGGAGGCGGAAACUUAGCGCUUCGCCCUAUUUACCAGAUGAUUCAUUUCUGAAAAUCUCCUAUGGUGAACUGCUGAAAGUGACCAAUGGAUUCUCUUCAGAAAAUUUCAUUGGUAAGGGUGGUUUUGGUUCUGUAUACAAAGGAAUUCUUGGUUCAGAUGAGAAAAAUGUUGCGAUCAAAGUACUUGAUUUGCAGCAUAGAGGAGCUUUGAAGAGCUUUAUUGCAGAAUGUGAAGUCCUAAAGAACCUUAGGCAUAGAAAUCUUGUCAAGUUAGUAACUGCAUGUUCAGGUACUGACUUUCAGGGCAACGAUUUUAAGGCCCUGAUUUACGAGUUCAUGGUUAAUGGUAGCCUGGACGAUUGCUUGCAUUCAUUUUCCAAUGAUGGAAGUCUGCACGUACGACAUCUAGAUCUUUAUCAGAGAGUCAACGUUGCAAUUGAUAUUGCUUUCGCGCUAGAGAAUCUUCAUCAGGGAAGCCAAAUACCAGUUGUUCAUUGUGAUUUGAAGCCGAGCAAUGUUUUACUAGAUAAGGACAUGACUGCCCGUGUGGGCGAUUUUGGUUUGUCAAGGUUUCUCCUAGAGACAUCUCAACAGACUUCAACAAGAGAAACUAGCACUAUUGGUAUUAAAGGAUCAGUUGGCUAUGCAGCUCCAGAAUAUGGAACGGGAAGUGAAGUGUCAACUUAUGGUGAUAUAUACAGCUAUGGCAUUAUCAUACUGGAGAUUAUUACGGGGAAAAAGCCAACAGACGACACCUUUUCAAAUGGACUGAACCUUCAUAACUAUGUUAAAAUGGCUUUCUCUGCUGGUAGAGUUAUGGAAAUUGUUGAUCCAAUGCUUUGUCACGACUUGGAAGAAGAGGAGACAACCAACAGUACUAUUGCUGAAAGGAAAACCAAAGAUUACAUUAGAAAGUGCUUAAUUUCUAUGUGUAAAAUUGGGAUUGCUUGCACCAUGGAAUCACCAAAAGAAAGAAUGGGUAUAAGUGAUGUUGUUAAAGAGUUGCAGUUGAUCAAAGAAACUUUAUCUAAAUCUGAUGAGAAUUAUAAUCAUUAA
This is a messenger RNA of Nicotiana attenuata, 1092 nucleotides long. Its product is annotated as probable LRR receptor-like serine/threonine-protein kinase At3g47570. The transcript has 2 exons. The record is from RefSeq and is a predicted model, not a curated record. Bases 1 to 1092 code for a protein of 363 amino acids. Lineage: Eukaryota; Viridiplantae; Streptophyta; Magnoliopsida; Solanales; Solanaceae. Gene Ontology annotation, molecular function: protein kinase activity; ATP binding. Gene Ontology annotation, biological process: protein phosphorylation.